GUUUCAGUUUCAGUUUGUGCUUUGCAAUCGUGUAGUCGUUGUCGUGUUCGGUCGGUCGGUCGUGUUUGUGCAUAAUCCGUAGUUUCGAGUGCCCGUCCAUGGCCAGCUGCGGAUGCUAGUGGUCCACUGGAUUCUUCUGGACCGCAUCGCCGAAAGUUGUUGGCCCCGGUACGUUUCGUGUGUUCUCCCAAGCCGGAGUUUUUAGAGCCGUUCCAGGAGCUGAAUCGACUGGGUCGGUGCGUGUGAGUGAGAUUUUUUUACUGUUCCGUGGCAGCUUUUUGUAGCGAAGAAGCUUUGGAAGUGUCUAGCUAUUUUUAGUGAUAUUUGGAACAGUGUAAUUUUGGGAACGGAGAUACCAUUUCCGGUGGCUGAUGCUGAGUUUUGAACUGGGAUCUCAUCGUACUGCCUCGACGGAAGCAUUUGCAGGUUGCUGCCAGCAGCUGCUGUUGUAGCUGCUCAAACCGUUUACAUAUGUGUACGUGCACGCGUUUUAGAGUCGUGCAUCGAUAAACCAGCAGCAUCGAAAUAAAGAAGAAAUAUAUACAUCAACCCAAACCGCCGUGUGUGAUAAUCUGCAUUUAUUCGCGUAUUUCUGUCACAAUCAGAAGCGAGAAGAAUACCGUGUAAAGUAGGAUUAAUUGUCGAUGUUAGCAGUUUCCGAUGUUACCACCACAGUGUAACAGUAGUACGCACCGCAUGCUGUCGAAUCGAAUUGCUGAGUGUAUAUCGAAUUCAGCAGUGGGCACCACCAAGGUCAUUGCUACUGUGCAGAAAAAGUGAUUAUCAUAAUUCGCGCAUUUUACCUUCUGCUUCGAUGACGGGCAGUCGUUAGUGUAGCACAGAUAGGUACUUCGAUUCGCACAAGUAGUGAUCAGGCGGAGAGAGAGAUCUAAAGUUCCACCCUGCUGGAAAGGCCUUUGAUGCAGCUAUUGUUGAUAGUGAGUUAUCUGAAGCACGUCGAAAUAGUCAAAAUAAUAGGCGCAGCUAUCGUUAAAUAUAAGAAGUGAAUGUGUGUGUGGGGCAGAGAGAAGAUUUGGUCGAACGUCAAGACAGUGAAAGUGUCAAUACAGAUCAGCGGAUGAAACAAGUACGAAUGUUCAAAUCAAGCGCAGUAUUAUAAAUGAUUGUGUAGUGCAGCAGGAUAAGGGGCCCAAAAUGCGCCGAACGAGUCGAAAUUCGUUUAAUUUCGAUUUCUCGCUGAGGCGUUUGCUGUUACAGGGAGCACGAGCUGCACGUGGUAGUCCACCGCUUGGACAGCGGCUGUGUGAUGUGGAGAAGGGAAGUGGUAGUGGUGGCACCGGCGGAGGUCCCAGCGGUAGUGGGAGCAAAUAUGACAAGAGCGGAUCGUCUAGCGGUGGUGGUCAUAAGCACAAUCUCGAUUCCACUUCGCAACAUUCGGCCAACUCGCCGGGCAAUCUGGACCGGGGCAUCUCCACCGCCAAACUGACACCAAAUAGCUAUAAGUCAUCGAAUAGUCUACAGAGCAAAAGCACUUCCGGAUCCGCAUCAGGUGGCACCUCCAGCUCAGCUGCCAAAUCCACCUCCUCCCCAGAGGAAUGCCCCCUCUGCUACGACACUGUGCCAGCCGGGGAGGAAUUUUGCUCCCUGCUGAACUGCCGACAUUACGCCUGCCGAGGCUGCCUGGAGAACUACCUGAUGAUUGAAAUCUCCGAAAGCCGAACGGACAUCAGCUGCCCGCAGUGUCCGGAAUCGAUGCACCCGACUGAUAUACAAGCGCUGCUGAAGGCGUUUCCCUCUGCCAUAACCAAAUACGAAGACUUUAUGGUGCGUCGUGUACUGCUAGCGGAUCCGGACUCCCGCUGGUGUCCUGGACCGGACUGCAGUUACGCGGUCAUUGCCAAUGGAUGCGCAUCUUGCCCGCGGAUACGCUGCGAACGGCCCGGUUGUGAUGUCCAGUUCUGCUACCACUGCAAGGCAGAGUGGCACCCGGAUCAGACGUGCGAUGCUGCCCGAGCGUCCAGGCAGAGUCCCACCAGGGCACCGUCCGGUAGUAUAGACCAAAAUUCACAACACAAGGACGACAUCAAGCCAUGUCCGCGCUGUCAGGUCCUGAUUGUCAAAAUGGACGACGGGUCCUGCAACCACAUGGUCUGUGCCAUCUGCGGAUCCGAGUUCUGCUGGCUCUGCAUGAAGGAGAUUAGCGAUCUGCACUAUCUCAGCCCGUCCGGCUGUACCUUCUGGGGCAAGAAGCCCUGGUCCCGGAAAAAGAAGCUACUGUGGCAGCUGGGUACCCUGGUGGGGGCACCACUCGGGAUUGCUCUAGUUGCCGGGAUUGCCGUGCCUGCCAUGAUCAUAGGAAUUCCGGUCUGGGUUGGCCGAAAAAUACACACACGGUACAAAGCUGCCGGAAAACACAAGCGGAACUUUGCCGUGCUGGGAGGUGUAACGGCGUCGGUAAUCGUAUCACCAGUGCUGGCGGGACUGGCUGUCGCCAUCGGGGUUCCGACGCUGCUGUUCUACGUGUAUGGAGUAGUACCCGUUUCCUUAUGCCGCGCUGGCUGCGGUGAGGGGACCAAGUUCGAGUUCGACGAGGAAGAAGACAACGGUUCACGGAACCAUGGUGACGCAACGAGUGUGGAUGCCGUAUCCCGCAUCGGUGCUACCAGUAUAGGGGAGGUUAGUCUAAGUGUAACUAGCGGUAGCCAUCUGGGAGUGAGCAGCCAGCAUUCAAAUUUUGGCGUAGCAACGAAUCCAUCGACUCGGGAAUCGACAACUGCUCUCGCUGGUAGUAUAACUGGCCAUCGCCUGGAAGUACAGGCUGACAUUGGCACUUCGGAGACGGCUUCCGCUGUGACAUGUGUGAGUGAAAAAUCCGGCAACACAUUGAACGACACAGCAUCGACGAAGGCACUGGCCGGGUCGAUACUUAGCUAUCGGGCACACCAGAUGGCAACAGAUUCGGCAUGUUUCAGUGCGUCCGAAGACGGAACCUCAGAGAGGGUGCGCUUCGAUAGUACUGUAUGCUAUGUAAUAGACGGCAGUACUGUAGGUGGUACCGGUGGUAGCAAAAAAGACUCCUGUGAUAUCUGGUACACCGUCCCUUUGGAUCAGGACACCGCAGCUGACAAGGCUAGCCUAGGCAGUGGUCGAUCUUUCCGCAGCUCGGAACGCUCCUUUAGAGAUGAUUUCGACUCGACCAGCCUAUCAUCAUCGCACAAUACCACUAGUACCAGCCAUCACAGUCACAGCGCCGUCGGAACAAACCCGGCCGGUGGCUCAAGUAGUACGGCAAACUCCGUUACUUCAGCCACCAAACAUCAACGAAUCAAUGCAUUUGGUACACGUAUUCCAAAACUGGGAUCGGUGGUACAUCAGCACAGGACUCUCUCAAUGGAAAGUAACUCCGGUUCAUAUAAUAUACCGGAAAAUGUGAGCCUCGAACAGGAACUGGAGGAACAGGAUCAACAGGAGCAACAGUCGUCUUCCUCGGUGACACUGUCGCCUAAACCGCAACCACCGGUGGGUAGUGUAGAGCGAAAAGCUUCACCGAAACUGGACGAAACACGAAGGGAACCAAAAUCGAGAACCCAUAUUCUGAGGAAUCUGUUUUUCGCACAAACCAGCACCGGAGUCGGUCUGGGGGAUGUUCAGCCGGGGGAGUUUUCUCAAACGUAAGAGUACUAAGGUGUUAUGGAAGCACUCGCUUUAAAUUGGCAAGUGUAACUUGCAAGUAAUUCAAAACCGAUAAAUAAGUUGGUCAUUUAUGGGUAGUUCUGAAUUUUUGAACCCGCUAAUUAUUGUACUAUUUCAUUAUUGCUACCUAUUUCCUACGACUAGGUACUUGAAAUACAAUCAGAUUAAUUCAUAGGUCAUGCGAACACACAAGUACCAAAAAUUAGCAGCUUGGAUCCCUUUCCAUGCCGGCGUUCUUUCUUUUUUCCAGAAUGUCAAUCUUUUACGGUAUGGGAAUGGGUCUCUUAGAAGUGUCCGAGCGUGACUGAGGGCAGUUGUAUUUUCAUCACAUUGUAGGGCAGCUAAAUGAGAACAUAAUAUAUCAAACAGGAAUAUGUACGUAGUAGAAAGAUCAGUGUCAGUGUAGACAGUGACACGAUUAUAUGCAGGCAAGAAUCGAGUUAGUAUACUUACAAAACAGAACUUGUAUUUAGAUGGCAACUGAUUACAUUUAGCGGCGAACAAGCAAACAUUACAAUGACUGGAGAACACGUUGAUUGAAAAAGACUGCUAGUAGACAACCCAACAAAAAGAAAAGGGAAAAACCAAAAACGUACAAGCACCAUGAGCAGAGGUUGAUAUGAAUUUAGGUUACGAAGUAAUGAACCGAUUGAUUGAAUUUGUAAGUAAUCCUGAUGGCGUUAUUUGGGACGUUUAUAACCUACUAGCCCAAAUACAUAAAAUGGAACUAAUGUAUAAUCUAUGUCGCAACAAGUAACUGAUGCAUUAUUCCACAUGGGAAACUAGAAUCUAAAAUGGAAACCCCUCAUAAUUUAAUCAAUAACGUAAUUCGGAACAUAGUAGAAUACUGUUAGUCGCGGUCUAACGCGAACAAUCAAAUGUUGGCAUCAAAAGCAGUGUUAAGUACUGAAAUAUAUCGAGGAUAGGAGAACAUGUUUUGUUUGUACGUUUUGCUUUGUUUUCUAUUUAGUGACCUAGUGAAAAGUGCGCGGACAACCGAACAGUGAACGGACCACGACAGACUACGAAAUCCCAAGUUAAAUGAAUUAAUAAGUGAUACAAUACAAGUACUCUCUUGGAUUGAA
Molecule: messenger RNA, 4739 nt
Organism: Topomyia yanbarensis
Lineage: Eukaryota; Metazoa; Arthropoda; Insecta; Diptera; Culicidae
Product: E3 ubiquitin-protein ligase RNF19B-like
Exons: 9
Coding region: 1156-3636 (826 amino acids)
Biological process (GO): protein polyubiquitination; ubiquitin-dependent protein catabolic process; positive regulation of proteasomal ubiquitin-dependent protein catabolic process
Cellular component (GO): cytoplasm; ubiquitin ligase complex
Molecular function (GO): ubiquitin protein ligase activity; zinc ion binding; ubiquitin conjugating enzyme binding
Source: RefSeq, a predicted model, not a curated record